This is a messenger RNA of Peronospora farinosa, 1824 nucleotides long. Lineage: Eukaryota; Oomycota; Peronosporomycetes; Peronosporales; Peronosporaceae. The record is from the annotation of a GenBank genome assembly.
AUGGACCGCUUUGCGAUUGAUAAGAUCAAGAACGUCAUGGAUGACGCGAAGAGCAUAGUAAAAGCCAAGAUGGGUACAGACGUAGAACGCAAGAUAGAAGAGGCACUAUCGAACAAGAACUGGGGGGCAUCUAGUACACUGCUGAAUGAGAUAUCCCAGCUUACUUAUGACUUUGAGUCCUAUGGAGUGAUCAUGCGGAAGAUCUGGGAAGCCAUGGACGCUGAAGGACGACAAUGGCGUUCGGUAUACAAGGCACUGAGUCUAUUGGAACAUUUGAUCAAGAAUGGCACGGAACGGGUGAUCGAGAAUGCUCGUGAUCACAUGUUUAAACUGCGCCACCUCUCGAGUUUCUCAUAUCAUGAUGGAACGGUUGACAGGGGCAAUGGAGUUCGUGACAAAGCCAAACAGUUAGUGGAUAUGUUGAAUGACAAUGACAUGAUUCGCACUGAACGUGAAAAAGCAGGACGUUUGCGCAAUAAAUACGUUGGUAUUGGAAGCGGUGUUGGCGGUAUGAUGGGAGGAGGGAGUUUUAGCGGCAGUGGUGGCUACAGUGGAGGUGCUGGCUACAGCGGAGGUGCUGGUUACAGUGGUGCUGGUUACAGCGGUGGAGGCAGCACGAGUUACAGUGGUGGCGGUGGUGGUGGUAGUGAUCGUGGUAGUAGAAGCUAUGGAGACAAGGAGUCGAAGGAGAAGGAGAAAGGCUACUCUAGUCGCUAUGCUGAUGACGAAGAUGAUGGAAGCGAAGAAUCCGAAUCGGAAGAGGAAGUGCGAUCAAAGCGACGAACGGCGUCGUCAAAGCGAAAGAGUGCAGCAAAGAAAAAAGAGACUGAGAGCAAGUCCCCAGUAAAAGCACCCUCUGCAGAACCAUCCCUUCUUGACGGCGACUUCUUGAGCCCUGCUCCUGUGGCAGCGAACACAUUCGACCCUUUUGCACCAGAGCCAGCGUUUGCUGCACCUCAAACGGCGUCAUUUGCCGCUUUUGGCAAUGCUGCGGUCGCCGCACCACAACAAUCGUUCGACGCAUUUGGCACCACGCAGCCUCAACAGCCACCGCAAGCCUCGUUUGAUGCAUUUGGGAAUACUGCUGUCUCUGCACAAGGAAACGUCCAACAGUUUGCUGCAUUCCCUUCAGCCCCGCCUCAGCAGGGUUUUAAUGCAUUUGGUCAGCAAGGAAACCCUCCGGCUCCUCCUGUCUCUAUCUCUGCCUUCAACCAGCAACAGCAACAGCAACAGCAACAGCAACAGCAACAUCAAUUCGGUCAGUUUGGUCAGUUUGGUGGAAUGCAAGGCAGUGUACAGCAAUCAGCGCAGGGUGGCUUGAGAAUGCAAAAUGCAGCUCAGAGUCAGCCAAGAACGAACGUGGCCCCGAAUUCGGUGGAAAAGAAAACGAGCAAUGAUGCGUGGGGAGCUGGCUCGUCGCUCUUCGACCUGAACAAUCUGGGGAGCUCUACUGGCAAUCAUAGCAGCAAAGCAGGUCAUCCGGGUCAGCAUCCACAUCACCAGCAGCUACAGCAGCAGUAUUCCAAUGCUGGCCACAACAGCUUCAGUGGUCUGGACACACUUGCUGGAAUGCCCAGUAAGCCUGUGAUGGGAGGCGCUGGCGGUAUGAACCCCAGUGGUGCGGGUAUGGUUGGAAUGAACUACGGAGGUGGUACUAUGGGCCAAGGUGGUAUGCAGCAACACCACGCGUAUGGUCAAAUGGGCCAAGGCGGCAUGGCUAUGGGUGAUAUGCAGCCCCGACCUAUGAUGGGUAAUAUGAGCAUGCAACAACCAGGAAUGGGUAUGGGCAUGGGUAUGCAGCCUAGCUUCGGCAAUUUUAGUUGA